AUGCAGUCAGGAAUUACAGUCUCCUCGGAGCUCCACGAUGCCUUCAACCACUUCACCACCGACCCCUCAACCUUCUGUCUCCCCGUAACCAUCACAGGCGAAACCCUCACCCCCCUCACCCCAAUCUCCUUCACCGGCUCCUCCACCAGCCCAGAUGCAUUCUACACUUCUCUUUCCCAGAUCUCCUCGAUCCUGCAGCCCAAGACCCCGAUCUACCUGCUCCUGCGCCGCCCGCUCGGUUCCAAGACCACCCUCGUCGCAUUGACCUAUAUCCCAUCCAAUGCGCCUGUCCGGCCAAAGAUGCUCUUUGCUUCGACCCGGUCCACGCUGGUCCGGGAGCUAGGUACUGAGAAGUUUGAUGAUACGGUCUUUGCUACGGAGGAGGAGGAGAUUGUGGGCCGGGAGGCGUGGUCGGAGCGGGAUGGUGAUAAGGCGGGUGUGGGGAGGGAGGCGCUUAUGGGUGAGAAGGAGCGUGAGCUUGAGGCUGUGAGGCGCGCUGAGGCUGAGGCCAGAAGUGGCACGCCGCAGAGGGAUAUUGGUAUUGGGGGGAACUUUUGGGCCUGGUACGGGUUCGGGUAUGAGAGUACUGUGGAUAUCCCCACGGAGACUAUCACCCUUGCCGACAACCAGUCUGGGGUUCAACCGGACUCUGUUGCCACCCAUAUCUCCUCCACUUCGCCUCGGUAUUCCUUCUAUCACUAUCCUGGCUCGGAUGUGGUAGUGUUCAUUUACACGUGCCCCACGGGAUCGUCCAUCAGGGAGCGCAUGCUGCAUGCCAGUUCGCGGAGGAAUGCUAUCACGGUCGCCGAAGGGGAGGGACUCAAGAUCAACAAGAAGAUCGAGGCUUCGGGACCGGACGAGAUCACUAGAGAUCGGUUGAAGGAAGAGGUGCAUCCGGCACAGGAUUCGGGUCCUGCACGGGGCUUUGCACGCCCCAGACGUCCCGGCCGGUAG
This is a messenger RNA of Penicillium subrubescens, 954 nucleotides long. RefSeq names its product twinfilin. Gene Ontology annotation, cellular component: cytoplasm; actin filament. Bases 1 to 954 code for a protein of 317 amino acids. The record is from RefSeq and is a predicted model, not a curated record. Lineage: Eukaryota; Fungi; Ascomycota; Eurotiomycetes; Eurotiales; Aspergillaceae. Gene Ontology annotation, biological process: barbed-end actin filament capping; actin filament depolymerization. The transcript is spliced from 4 exons. Gene Ontology annotation, molecular function: actin monomer binding; actin filament binding.